AUGCUCACCUCGUUGCUCCCGCCGCCCACCGUCCCGGUCGUCUCCAAACUCUCCGCGUCGGCGUCGCCCAAGACCGCCAAGCCCACCAGGCUCGCCGCGCUCUCCGCCUCCGCCUCCGCCCUCGCCGUCGCCCCCGCCGCGACAUCCGACGAUGCGCCGCCCGGCGGCGGCCGCCUCUCCGCGCUCAUCCGCUCCCUCUGCGCCGCGGGGCGCACCGCGGAGGCCGCGCGGGCGCUGUCAGCCGCGGGCGGCAGCGCGGGCGUCGUCGCCUACAACGCCAUGGUGUCCGGCUACUGCCGCGCGGGGCAGCUCGCCUCCGCGCGCCGCCUCGCCGCGUCGGUGCCCGUCCCGCCCAACGCCUACACCUACUUCCCCGUCGUGCGCGCGCUCUGCGCGCGGGGCCGGAUCGCCGACGCGCUCGCGGUGCUCGACGAGAUGCGCCGCCGCGGCUGCGCGCCCAUCCCGCCCAUGUACCACGUCGUCCUCGAGGCCGCCUGCAGGGGCGGCGGCGGCUUCCUGAGCGCCGUCAGGGUGCUCCAGGACCUCCACGCCAGGGGCUGCGCGCUCGACGUCGGCAACUGCAACCUCGUCCUCAACGCCGUCUGCGACCAAGGGUCGGUGGACGAGGCGCUCCGCCUGCUGCGGGACCUGCUGCCGUCCUUGGGCUGCCAGCCGGACGUGGUGAGCUACAACGCCGUGCUCAAGGGCCUGUGCAUGGCCAAGCGCUGGGGCCGUGUCCAGGACCUCAUGGAGGAGAUGGUCACGGUGGGCUGCCCGCCCAACAUCGUCACCUUCAACACCCUCAUCGGUUACUUGUGCCGGAACGGCUUGUUCGAGCGGGUGCACGAGGUCCUCGCGCAGAUGGCGGACCAUGGGUGCACGCCGGACAUCAGGAUGUAUGCCACUAUCCUCGAUGGUAUCUGCAAGGAAGGGCAUCUCGAGGUUGCGCAUGAGAUUUUGGAUAGGAUGCCUUCCUACGGGCUCAAGCCCAAUGUGGUUUGCUACAAUACUGUGCUCAAGGGCUUGUGCAGUGCUGAGCGGUGGGAGCAAGCCGAGGAGUUGCUGGCUGAGAUGUUUGACAAGGACUGCCCACUUGAUGAUGUCACGUUCAACAUACUUGUUGAUUUCUUCUGCCAAAAUGGGCUGGUGUACCGGGUGAUCGAACUACUUGAGCAAAUGCUGGAGCAUGGAUGCAUCCCGGAUGUCAUCACAUACACUACAGUGAUCAAUGGCUUCUGCAAGGAAGGGCUUAUCGACGAAGCUGUCAUGUUGUUGAAAAGUAUGGCCGCCUGUGGAUGCAAGCCGAAUACCAUAAGCUAUACUAUUGUGCUCAAGGGUUUGUGCAGCGCGGAACGAUGGGUGGAUGCUGAGGACCUGAUGUCUCAAAUGAUUCAGCAAGGCUGUUCUCCGAAUCCUGUCACAUUCAACACAGUCAUCAAUUUCUUGUGUAAAAAGGGACUGGUUGAGCAGGCCAUUGAACUUCUUAAGCAGAUGCUACUGAAUGGAUGCAGUCCCGACCUGAUUAGCUACAGCACAGUGAUUGAUGGCCUUGGCAAGGCUGGCAAGAUGGACGAAGCACUGGAGCUGUUAAAUGUGAUGGUCAACAAAGGGAUGAGCCCAAACACAAUCAUUUAUUCGUCAAUAGCUUCUGCUCUCUCCAGAGAAGGUAGAAUUAACAGGGUAAUUCAGAUGUUUGAUAACAUCCAGGAUACCACAAUAAGGUCCGAUGCAGUGCUCUACAAUGCAGUUAUUUCUUCGCUUUGCAAAAGAGGGGAAACUGACCGUGCUAUUGAGUUUUUGGCAUAUAUGGUGUCCAGUGGAUGCAUGCCCAACGAAUCGACCUACACUAUUCUUAUUCGAGGCUUAGCAAGUGAGGGAUUUGUGAAGGAGGCACAAGAGACAUUGAUUGAAUUGUGCUCCAAAGGUGCUCUAAGAAAGCACUUGAUGAAGCAUUUUGGUAUUGUAUGA
This is a messenger RNA of Miscanthus lutarioriparius, 1968 nucleotides long. NCBI's taxonomy places the organism in Eukaryota, Viridiplantae, Streptophyta, Magnoliopsida, Poales, Poaceae. The record is from the annotation of a GenBank genome assembly.